Messenger RNA from Nymphalis io (European peacock), 1655 nucleotides. Its product is annotated as GATA zinc finger domain-containing protein 14-like. Lineage: Eukaryota; Metazoa; Arthropoda; Insecta; Lepidoptera; Nymphalidae. The transcript has 4 exons. The record is from RefSeq and is a predicted model, not a curated record. Bases 56 to 1123 code for a protein of 355 amino acids.
GUUUAAAACAGUGUAGACGAUACAAGUUGAGUCAAUUUAAAGAAAACUUAUAAUUAUGCAUAUGAUUACUUUUGUUUUCAUUUUUGUGUUUAAUUUAACCUUAUAUCAAGCGAAGACUCAAACCUAUGGAGCUCCAAGAUACGCCGAAACCAACUCUCAUAAACCAUUUAGUGGCAAUACUUCACCCACUUUCGUCGUGCGAAUAAAAAGACAAAGUCACAUCGCUGACCCAAGCGGAGUAAGUGACCAAAAUAUAAAAAAUACACAAGGUGAACAUAAUAUCAAAGAAGUGGAUAAAAAACGAAACAGUAAUUCAAAUGGUUACUUUCAUAACACAGAUAUUGGUAACAGACCUAAUAAUAGAAAGAAUGGUAUAAAUAGCAACUUUCCGCCAGUCAAUUCCGCUCUCCGUUAUCCUAAACCUGAAUUUGAGUCAAAUGUAGGUAACAAAUUUAGCAACAAUCCUCCACAGAGAUCUGACAGCUUUAACCCGGAUAUAUAUAAUACAGAUAUCACUAAAAGAGUAACACGUAAUAAAAAUAUUGGCAAUAAAGUUGGAAAUCAUGAUCCUCGACAAUUCGAUAACUUUGAUGCCAGAAAAUUUAAUACUCAAAACCCUAGAGGAGCAACAACAAAUAAUAAACAAUUUGACUACGCAGACGGAGUAAGUAUUGUAAAUAUUGGAAAUGGACAUGGUAAACAAAACAUCAUAGAUGUAUAUGACAAUACUAAAAACACUAGAAGAGGAACCACUAUUAACAAUAUUGGCAACGGAUUUGGAAAUCGAAACGAAGUUAAUAUACAAGAGAAUGCGGAUGGAUUAAGUUAUCCUCACACAGUAUUGUCUCCUUAUAGUAGAAGACAAACAAAUACACAACAAACUAAUUACCAACAAAAUUGGUAUUCCCAGAACUCUUAUAUGCGACAAAAUAAUAAUCACGGUUUUAAUAAUGAUCAAGAUUCACAUUUAUACACUAGAAUUGGCCAAGGAACAGAUAACAGAAAUUUCAUUUUUAUAAAUGGAGUACCUGUGUUUUCUGAUUCCAGUGUUAAACAUAAAAAUUGCCAUCAAAGGCGAGGUUUAGACCUAAUAAUAAUGAUGAAGGAUGGAAAUUUGAACUGAAAUUCCUUUUGGAAUGUAGGUGACCACUAAGAAAGGAUUUUUCAAAAUUCACCUCCUAAAGAGUUGAAGCGGAGAAUGAUAUUCGGUAUGAAAAUUCGUCAUUUCUUCUCUUAUCUAAAUAAGAUCAAGCCAGUUAAAAAAUUCAUCAUAUAAGAGGAUGAAACUUAAUAUGAAAGUUUGUAUGGAAAAUCGCCAUUUUUAAAAGUUAGAAAUACGAUAAGCGGUGAGAAUUUUUUAUUCUAGGUAGAUAGCUAUUACAGUGUUUUUCAAAAAACACCACGCAAGCUUUUGAGACAUAACACAAACAAUGAGAACAUUGAGUUAAGUAAGAAAACAUUGAGUUUAAAAUUCAGAGGUUUUCUAUAUAAUAUUUUCGAUGGUAUAUCCCAUUGGGUACACGGCUACAUUAUUAGGUCUGUUUUAUUAUUUUCUUACAAUUGUCGUGAUUCUAUGUUUAACCAUACUCACAUUAUGUUCAAUUCAAUAAUUAUAUUUAUUUAUAUUAAUUAUAUAUUAUAAUAACGAAAACUAA